Stomoxys calcitrans (stable fly) is the source of this 2655-nucleotide messenger RNA. RefSeq names its product tubulin glycylase 3B (gene TTLL3B). Gene Ontology annotation, molecular function: protein-glycine ligase activity, initiating. Lineage: Eukaryota; Metazoa; Arthropoda; Insecta; Diptera; Muscidae. The coding region runs from base 196 to 2058 and encodes 620 amino acids. Gene Ontology annotation, cellular component: cilium. The transcript is spliced from 3 exons. The record is from RefSeq and is a predicted model, not a curated record. Gene Ontology annotation, biological process: cilium movement; protein polyglycylation; cilium assembly.
UUGAUUUUUUUUUAUAAGAUUUUUGUAUACUUCAAUUAAAAAUUUUACAAAUCACAAAUUGUUUGUCUUAUUCCAGAUAAAAAUUCCAGUCGAUUUAAAAUUUUGGCAGAAUAUUCCGUCUAUCCUAUGGCAUAGGAAGAAACAAAAACUAUCUGCAACACUCAACAGACUAUCUUCUGUUCGUUCUUAAAAGAAAUGCCGAAAAAACAAGAAAACCAUACGAAAACCCUGCUUAACAUCUAUAGAAACCGGUCUUUGGAUGCAUAUAGAAAUAAACGGAUAUUUACCAUGUUUCGUAAGUAUUCUACCAUACGGAAAGCAUUGCUCAAACGAGGAUGGUUGGAGAAAUUACCUCGCGAUCACUAUGCUCAUUUACAAACACUUCCCGAGGAGACGCUGUUGCAAUAUGCCAAACGAGGAAACGUUUAUGAGACUGUGCUCAUCAGCAGAAUGCUCGACAAAUUUCCAGCCUUCUUUGUGUGGCAGACGAGAAUUCAACGAGACUUAUAUGGGGAUGUAAAACCCUAUCGAAAUUGUAUACGCAGAAGUCCAAUGGUGGAUUUCACAACCAAAGUUGGGCUUAUUGGAUGCAUGGAGCAGGUUCAUUGGCAUGGACUAGAAGAAGGUGUAGCCAAAAUGUCAUACCCUCGCGCCUAUCGUUUGUAUGAAAAGUACGAUGAAAAAAACUUCAUAGACGAUUUUCGUCUAACACAAUGCCAAGCUUUAAUACGCUUUCUCAUCAACAACCAGUAUCACAUUGUGGAUCUCAUAGAUAUUAAAGAAGGCACAAUCCGCAGUGAGGUGGUGAAAUUUGCUAUCGACAGUUUAAAGCGACAAACCGAUGAAUCACAAAGCCCUCUUUCCCUAGACUCAGAGCCGCAGCCAGUUACAACCGAUGAGGAAUGGAAUGCUCAUUUAGCGGAUUGCUCCAGAGUUAUUAGCUCAUUGGAGAAAAUUAAAUGUAACCAUAGCAAAAUAAUGCAAUGGAUAGAAAUUGGCCAAGAAUUAUUGUCCAAAAUAGAAGUGAAGAGGAUUGAUUUGAAAUGGGAUGGAUGGAAGAAUCUUUGGAUUCUCAAACCUGGCUACAAAAGUCGAGGUAUAGGCAUUGUAAUACGCAGUUCGUUGGAUGAGAUCCUUAAUUGGUCCUCCGCCCACACCGAUAGUCAUUAUAUAGUUCAAAAAUAUCUAGAGCGACCAUUGCUGAUUUAUCAAACCAAAUUCGAUAUUAGGCAAUACAUGCUGAUAUCUAUACGGGAGUCCACCGUCCAGAUAUGGCUUUACCGCGACUGCUACUUGCGCUUCAGCUCCCAGCAGUUUUGUUUGGAUGAUCUGCGAGAAUGCGUUCACUUAACCAACAACUCAGUGCAGAAGAAAUACAAAACUAAUACCACGAGAGAUCCCCGUCUGCCCAAGAGCAAUAUGUGGUGCUUGGAUCAGUUCAAAGUCUAUAUGAAAACUCAAAAUGUUGUCGCAGACGUUUGGCAGGCUCGAGUAUAUGCAGGUUUUCGUGAAAAUCUCAUAGCCGUUGUCUUGGCCAGUUUGGAUAGGACCAUUUUGUGCGAGAAUUGUUUUCAGCUGUAUGGUUGUGAUUUUAUGUUGGAUGAACAAUACAAUCCCAUUCUGAUUGAGAUUAACUCUUCACCGGAUUUAUCUCCCUCAACCGAGGUAACGGCGCGCAUUUGUCCCAUGGUUUUGGAAGACUGCAUAAAAGUAAUUGUGGAUUUAUCUCGCAAUAGCAGAGCGCUAACGGGACUCUUUGAAAUGAUUUUUGAGGUGAAUUACAAAUUUAAGCCGAAUUACAAUGUGAAAGAGGGUCUUAAUAUCACUGGAAAGUCAAUUGAUCUGUGCCCCAGAAGAAGCCUCACGAUUCCACCGCAAACUUCGAAGAAAAGAAAACGAAGUGAUAUCGAAGGCAAACAAACUGGAAAGUUGGAUCAAAAGCACUUGUCACAUUCGGUUAUUUUCCGCUCGGUUUUUAAAAGAAAUGUCGGAAAAACAAGAAAAUCCUACAAAUGCACUGCUAAAUACCUACAGAAACCGGGCGCUGGAUGCAUAUAGAAAUAAACGCAUAUUUACCAUGUUUGGUAACUAUUAUGCCAUACGAAGAGCGUUACUCAAACGUGGAUGGUUGGAGAAAUUAUCGCCCGAUCGCUAUGCUCAAUACCAAACGUUAUCCGAAGAGACUCUGUUGGAAUAUGCGAAACAAGGAAACGUUUAUGAGACUGUACUCAUCAGCAAAAUAAUGGACAGCUAUCCAGCUUUCUUUGUGUGGCGGAAGAGAAUUCAAGCCGAACUAUACGAGUAUGUGAGACCCUAUCGAAAUGGUAUUCGCAGAAGCCCAAUGGUAAACUUCACAAGCAAAGUUGGGCUUAUAGGUUGUAUCGAGCAAGUUCAUUGGCAUGGAGUGGAAGGUGUAGCCAAAAUGUCAUAUCCUCGCGCCUAUCGUUUGUAUGAAAAGUACGAUGAAAAACACUUCAUAGAUGACUUUCGUCUAACACAAUGCCAAGCAUUAAUGCGCUAUCUUAUCAAUAACCAGCAGCACCUGGAAGAUCUCAUAGAUCUUGAAGAAGGCACAAUCGGGUGUGAGGUGCUGGAAUUCGCCAUCGACAGCUUAAUGAGACAAAUCGAUGAAUCGCAAAGCCUACUUUCCGUAGA